Messenger RNA from Thunnus maccoyii (southern bluefin tuna), 972 nucleotides. RefSeq names its product G-protein coupled receptor 4-like. The transcript is spliced from 3 exons. Gene Ontology annotation, biological process: phospholipase C-activating G protein-coupled receptor signaling pathway; positive regulation of Rho protein signal transduction. Gene Ontology annotation, molecular function: G protein-coupled receptor activity. The annotation marks the transcript as partial. Gene Ontology annotation, cellular component: membrane. Lineage: Eukaryota; Metazoa; Chordata; Actinopteri; Scombriformes; Scombridae. The record is from RefSeq and is a predicted model, not a curated record.
AUUGAGUAUGUGGUGACAUGCGUAAUCAUUAGUAUCGGCAUUCCUUUGACUCUAGUGGCCAUCUACUCUCUUUAUUUCCAGGUGCAAAAUAACAAUGUUGCUCCAAUCUACAUCAUCAACCUCCUCAUCUCUGACAUCAUUCAGUUCUGCUACAUGAUCGUCGAAGUGGCAGAACCUGACUGGAAGAUCUAUGUUAUCUUCCUUUAUAUUUACGACUUUGGUUUGAUGGCCAGUGUUGGCUUCAUGGUCUGUAUCGCCCUGGAAAGGUAUUUGGUCAUCGCAUGGCCACUGUGGUACCGCUUCAGAAGAACCGUCAAGAUCUCUCUUGUUGUCUGUGUCGUGGUCUGGACCCUUCCUCUUGUUUUUGUCCUUCUUUCCUUUUUCUGGUUUGAAUCUUCAUUCAUCAUUCGCGGCGUCGUCUUCCUCGUUCCUUUCCCACUGCUCAUAUUCUUCCUGGGUGGGACCCUCAAAUCGCUGUCUGCUGCCAUCUCGGUCUCCUCUGAUGAAAAACAACGAAUUGUGGGAAUUUUGGUCCUGGUGCUGCUCAUCUACACGCUGCUGUUUCUACCCACCAUCAUCAUUUACCUGGUAGAGAAAACCAGAGAUAAUCAGAUCUUCAGCUACCUGACUGUCAUAUUUCUUCAGCUCAGUCCUCUUGCAGACUUGAUUCUGUAUGUUUUCAUGAAGAAAGGGGUCAUAGACAAGCUUUUGGCCUCUCUGUGUUGUUGCAGAAUGGACAGUGAUGAUAACAGCAGAUCAUCAGCAUGAAAGACAACAACAUGUACACAGUCAGCUCCAUGCAGGCAGAGAAAGAGGGAGAAAGAAAAGGGAGAAAACAGAUGUUAACUGUAAUGUGUCUGAAUGUUAACUAAAAUGCACUUAAACUAGCGAACAAGAGAUAAAUAAAGUGUUUGCUGUAUGACAACAAAAGACUUUGUGCCACAUCAUUAGUUGAAAUGUUGGUGUCAGUUA